AUGGCUUCGUCUCUUGCCGCGCAGCUGUCGCAAAUUGCGGCCAAGUCGACACAUGAACUGGAUCUGAAAGCGCAAAGAGUGUCACACUCACAGUCACUUAUUUUUGAUCAGAAGGUCGCUGGAUCUCAGGAUUUUGAUACGAUCUAUGAUAUUUGUUAUGAUGGGUUCCAGGAAUUGUGCUCUUUGGACCCACGCUUCGUGGAGUUUGGUCGCACGAUAUUCAGCGAGCAGAGCAAGGCCGAGGAUCGAAGUCAGAUGAACUUACAGCAAAACAAGGAACUGAAUAAUGCCUUGGAAGCAUUCCUAGCGUUGGUCGGCGGCCGACUGCAAUUAAGUCCGGCGGUCAAAGCAGUAGACUGGCUUGUGAGAAGGUUUAGGAUUCACGAAUUCAAUACAACCGCCGUGUUAUUGACGUUUUUACCCUACCACACCACGCCGCUCUUCCUGAACCUACUAUCAAUCCUCCCGGAAACCCUGACGCCAACUUUCAAAGUACUGAGUCCAUACAAGAAUAGUCUCAUCAACCCCCCAAGACAUCCACUUGUUCACAGCGCGGCGACGAACAAGUCUUUCUUUGCGGAAUUAAAUGAAUAUGUAUUGAACGUUUGCCGCCAGCAGGCGCAAAGCCAUGCAUUGCUCACCUUUUGGGCCGGAGUUGUUACAGAGGCAAUUGCGACAAUGCUUGAUGGUGCUCGUGCAGGGAGAAGGGAGGCAGAGAAGCAAAAGCAUGAAGAUAUUCUGUUGCGCGUACUGCCCGUCCUCAGCGCUGCUUUUACAAUUAAGAAUGUUCCCGAAUUGCUUGUUGCUUGCUAUAUGAUUUGUGUUGUACUAGCACAGAAGGCCUUCCUCUCAAACGAGGUCAUCGAGGGUCUAAUGGAGAGUGUUGUGGGCUCUUGGUCCGAAGAUACUAAGACAUCCGGUCUGAUCUGCCUGUCUGUUCUUGCUCAGCAGAAGCCCGUCAUCACAAUCCCAAAAAGGGUCUUCAAGGGCAUUCUCCGCCUCGGAAACCCCAUUGAACAGCUCUCGGAAGUUGCCUCGCAAUACCAGACCUCGAACUUGUUGCUUGGAAUUAUUGCCGGCUGUUUGACUGAUCUUGACAAGCAGGAUAAUGCCCGCCUUGAAAUCCUGGCCUCCAUCUUCGAGCGCAAGCUUCUCGGCCAGAACGAGAUCGGCAAGGCCAUGAGCUUGAUCCUCGAGGCAGCAUCUAACGCCGAUGAGACUCGCGGCAUGUCUUUGGACGCUCAGACGCAGCUCGCAGAGCUGGUGCAAGGAUUCAAUCGCUCUGAAACCCUCCAGCCUGUCUUCCAGAAAGUUUUGACUGGAUCGUCGUUCAACAUCUCAGCCCUUGAGCACAACCUCCAGACUGUUAUCGAGGCACCCGUUGCCACAGCUCUUAUUGAAGAUGUGGAGAUGGCCGAUGCAGAUGACCAGCCCGAGGUGGACGCAUUUACACCGGCCCUGGAAUCUUUGGUCAAGGAGCCUUUGUUCCCAUCCUCCUUCCUUUCCAAGCAGUCAAUUAUCGAAUUCGAUAACCUUGUGCGGGUGUUUGCCUUGGCUGUUGACUCUGAGCAAAACUUGGAGCUUUUCACCAAUCUCGCAAUUCUGGGCAAAUCCCAGGCAACCAAGUCUCCUCAGUAUCUGUCUUUCCUCGUCAGAGUCAUCACUGGUCCCUACCCGAUUGGUACGAAGAUUGCUGCUCUGAACUUGGUAUCAUCCGUGCUCUCGUCCGCACCCAGCGACUUCGAUCCCCAGGCUUUGCUGCCAUUCCUAUUUGUUGCUCUCUCAGAUCCUUCUGAGCGCAUUCGUCGCGAGACUGCUGGUAUCUUGGCUAUCAUUGGAUCUUUGUACAAGAGCUCAAAGGCCGCUGACAGCUCCAAGCCAUGGGCCCACGACACAAUCUACGGCAAGGGAAAGCAAUCCACGGGUGUUGUAUGGCUCUCAAACAACGAUUCACAGAAGGUUCUGGAGCGCGCAUUGCUUCCUGGACUGGAGGAGUCUAUUCUCGACUCCAACCACGUUCACCGCGCGGUGGAGGCUACCCUUCGCGGCAAUGUUUUGUCCGAAGACUCCGGUGCAUCCGAGCUCAAGAAGUCUCUUCGUAUUAGUCUCUUCACUUGCCUGUGUUCUCAUGUCGUCAGAAUCCCAGUCUUCUCCCCCAAGAUUGGUUUGCUGAAGCUUAUCAACAGCGUUGAGAAGGUUUCCACUGCAACCCUUACCAGUGAGCUGACUCCCAUGCUUGAAGAUUGGCGUCGCUUGAACGAGAAGGAAGUCGAAGAAAUCUGCAGCAAGGAGCGCAUUAUCCUCUCUGAGACCGAGGCUUUGAUUACUGCUAUUGUCACACCAAAGGACAAGGACGCCUUGGAUGUCCUCCUGUCUAAUGCCAGCUCUAGCGAUUCAUUGCGCCCGGCCUUCGUCGCGGCUUGCUUCACCCAGAUCAAGAACAUCUGGACGAAGGUCACGGAAGAUCGUCAAUUGGUUGCAGCCGAGAAGUUGUUGGAAAUUUCGCUUGGUGUUCCAGCUAACAACAGCUCUUUGAUAAACAACUGCCGAAACGUUCUUCGCACCAUUGAGCUUUCUGGUCCGGUGCUUCAACAGUUUGUCAAGAAGAUCCCCGUGUCUAUCACUGAUGUCGAGUCUAUUGGCCCUGCACCAAAGCGCAGACGUACGAGCCAGAACAACAUGAUAGCCAUGACUGUCAAGGACGAGGCUGAGCUUACCAAGUUGAUGGACAAGAUGACUUUCAUCUUGGAAAUUGUCGACAGCUCUUCCCCCGAAACUCACCCCGAGCUGGCCGAUGGAUUGUUCCAGACCCUUGCCGCCCUUCACCACUUCAAGUCCCAGAUCCAGUCUGGCAUGAGUUACCUCCUCAGCCUAACACUGGGAAGUCUGUUGGCUAUCGUCAACCAAUCCAAGGGAUCUGUAAAGCCCAAGUUCGACACAGCUGUCAUCCGGGCUGAUCUCGUCGUGGACUGCGUGCGUACUACCGAUAGCCCACAAGUCCAGAAUGUUGCUCUUCUCCUUGUCGGCAGCUUGUCUGUCAUUGCUCCUGAAUUGGUUCUUCACAGCGUCAUGCCAAUCUUCACGUUCAUGGGAACUAGUGUCCUCCGUAAGGACGAUGAAUACUCCGUUUCCGUCAUUGACCAGACCAUUGAUCAGGUCGUUCCUGCUCUCAUCCAGUCUCUGCGUAGUCAGAAGAGGGAUGUUGUCUCCGGUACCUCCGAGUUGCUUCUCAGCUUCACUGCUGCUUUCGAGCAUAUUCCCUCGCACCGCCGCCUGAGACUCUUCCAUGCCCUCAUUAGCAAGCUUGGAACGCAAGACUUCUUGUUCGCUGUCCUGGCCAUGCUUGCUAACCGAUACUCCACCGAUAAGGAUGUUCUCACUCUGAUGACGGGUCUGGUGUCAGACACUACACCCGUCGUUGAGCUUACUACUUACAGCAAGUACCUCAUGCUGAUCAGCGAUGCUUUCAAGGCCAAGCCCGGUAUCUCCCAGGUUCUUCUUGGAAUCGGAAGUGACGAUGGACGUGACCCCCAGAGCAUCUCAAUUGACCUGCUGCGGGAUCUUGCCCACUUGUUGAAGCAUUCCUCCCUUAAGUCCAAGCUGGAGACUGCCUUUGAAUCAGAUGGUGAGGUCGCCGACCAAUCCCGCGCUUGCUUCUCUCGAGUUUUGGAGCAAGUUCUCAACAUCGGCGAGGCGGUGCAGAGUAUGAAGCCCGUCAGCCAGGCCUGUGGCGAGGUCCUCGGAUCUCUCUUUAGUACCCUGUCCCUCGUUGACUUCCUCGACACCAUCGAGGUUCUCCUCCAAGGUCCCAACAACGAACUGCGCCGCAAGGUCCUCCGUCUGCUCGAGAACCGUCUCCGCCAGACCCCCGAGCGCGACAACCUGUCCCAGAUCCGCGUUCUCGACUUCCUUCCCAUCUUGGUCGGCAUCGUCGAGUCGUCCCCCGAUAUCUUGCUCAAGCAUGCCGCUGUUUCAUGCAUUGACCGCAUCACCGACAAGUACGGUCGCAAGGACCCGUCGAAGGUCAUUCCUGCUGCCCGAGUGGUUGCUAGCGAAUCUUGCAUCGGCCAGUCUGAUGACCGCAUUCGCUAUAUGGGUAUUCUCUGCUUGGCCUCCAUGACCGAGGUGCUGGGUCAAGCUAUGAUUCCCGCUCUCCCCGAUACGCUCAAGCGCUCCUUGGAGCUGCUGGAGUUGAGUUUGGUUUCUGGCAAGGAGAACUCCCGUCUCCACGAUGCCAUCUACACCCUGUUCUCUGCUCUCUUCGUCCACCUGCCCUUCAUGAUCUCUGCUGGUCACUUGGACAAGGUACUCCUGCUUUCCUUCAAGUCUGCCAAUGCCGACAUUGAAGAGAGCAGCGAUGAGAGCCGCCAAGAAUCUCUCCGCUUGAUGGCUCGCAAGGUGGAUGUGGCCGCUACUCUCGGUGCUGUCGAUCGCAACUGGCAGCGCGCUGUCGAGACUGGCCCUAUUGCCGUUAACGAGAUCUUGGAAGUCCUUACUCUUGCCGUUGACAAGCACCCCAAGUCUACGAUCGCCAAGAACAUCGGUGUCCUCACGAAGAUUCUCUUCAAGGCGUUCGAUCUGCGUCGUGAACAGAUUGCACUCGGCGACAAGGCUAUCUUCGAUUCGUCUGCCAUUGACGAGGCCGAGACCGCGCUUAAUGACGUGACAAUCAAGAUGAUCUACAAGUUGAACGACAGCACCUUCCGACCCAUCUUCCUCCGUUUCGUUGAGUGGGCCACUACUGGUGCCCCCAAGAAGGACGAACAGGCUCAAGUAUCGCGCCUCACGACUUUCUACAAGUUCCUCGAGGUCUUCUUCGGCACUCUCCAGUCCAUCGUCACCGGAUAUUCUAGCUACGUGUUGGAGAAUGUCGUCAGCGUGCUGAACACCACUGGACCCUCCAAGGCCCAAAAGACCCUCUGGCUCGCAGCCCUCCGCAUGCUCCGCAAGUCCUUCGAGCAUGACCAGGAUGAAUUCUGGCAAAGUCCUUCCCACCUCGCCAGCAUUUCAGGUCCCCUGAUCGCCCAGCUGGGCCAUGCAACCACAACCACAACCUCCAACAUGGUCAUCGCCGAUGUCGUCCCCACAAUCACAGAGCUGGCCAGUGCUGCAGACUCCACAGACAACCACAAGGAACUCAACUCCGCCCUGAUGAAGUACCUCCGUCCCUCGUCGGCGCCUAAUGCUCGCGGAGCGGGUGGCGACAGCGCCCACACCCGUCUCGCAGCCCUUAAGACCGAGCAGGCUCUCACUACGCAGCUUGGCGAGGAGUGGCUCGCGCUUCUGCCUGAGAUGCUGCCUUACAUUAGCGAGCUUAUGGAGGAUGAGGAUGAGAGUGUUGAGCGCGAGGUUCGCAAGUGGGUCAAGCAGAUUGAGAAGGUGCUUGGUGAGCGUCUCGAUGAUAUGUUGACUUAG
This is a messenger RNA of Penicillium soppii, 5415 nucleotides long. RefSeq names its product snoRNA-binding rRNA-processing protein UTP10 (gene utp10). Gene Ontology annotation, cellular component: small-subunit processome; 90S preribosome; t-UTP complex. Gene Ontology annotation, biological process: positive regulation of transcription by RNA polymerase I; maturation of SSU-rRNA from tricistronic rRNA transcript (SSU-rRNA, 5.8S rRNA, LSU-rRNA). The transcript is spliced from 4 exons. The record is from RefSeq and is a predicted model, not a curated record. NCBI's taxonomy places the organism in Eukaryota, Fungi, Ascomycota, Eurotiomycetes, Eurotiales, Aspergillaceae. Bases 1 to 5415 code for a protein of 1804 amino acids. Gene Ontology annotation, molecular function: snoRNA binding.